CCACUUCGCUAGUCCCGGGCAUGUGGCGAAAUGCUAUACCCUCGGAAUAGGCCAAGGUGGCAUUUGCAAAGUCUGCGAUACGCGUUACUGCGAGGGAGAUGGGACAAAGCGUGUCUACCAACAACACUGCAGAUCAGAGGACCACCUUGAUGAGUGCGAGAUGCGACCAAAUGUCGUCCUUCCCGCAAAAGAAGUCCCAGUUACCCCUGAUAAAACCAAAUAUUGUAUCAAGUGCGACAGGGAAAUCUCCUCGGAUAAUUGGGAGACACACUCUGUGGGGAGGCCGCAUCAGCGUGCAGAAGAGUUCUAUACUCUCAGGCAGAAGCUGGAAGUGGAAGCUCCUCGCAACUUUGAUGUCACCAUCGACUAUGGGAUUAUCGAGCCCAAGAAGACAACUGACAUUGCCAUCCACCUCCGUCUUACGGUUCCCGGAAGCGUUAGACUUCUGGACUUUCGGAUGGACUCCGCGAGUGGGAAGCAUAUUUUCUCCAAGGAAACCCACUUCAAGCCGGAGACUUGGAGAGGGGUGAUACAUUAUGGGGAGUCCCAUGGUUUCUUACUUCAGUUCAACUCGCAUGGUGUUGUUGGCAAAUUCGAAGAUCGCGCGAUCCUGGAAUUCAUCAAUGAUGACGGCGUCCAAUUCCAUGUUGUAAAGGACGUCGUGGCCCAGGUAGGGAAUCGUGAAGAGCUGGAAUCGCUGGCGCCGAAGGAGAAAUACAAACCCCCACCAGUGCGGGAUCCAGAAGAACUGCGAUCCGUAAUCAUGCCUGCGCCUGAGGAAAAGCCCAAGGGGCCAAAACCCGAAGUCUCUCUUAAGCAAUUUUCUGUCCCUCCUGCCCUUCGACAUCUUCUCCGGAUGGAAAGGAAUCCGUUGUUGUUACGUCAUGCGUUCCGUAAUGACUUCCUGCCAGUCGGACAAUUCGAGCUUGAGGCAUCGGACUUGGAAUUGGGCUCGGAGUCCGCAGAGGUGAUUCCAGAUCUAGACAUAGUUAGGGGAUUAGAUGUGACGACGUACCCGCAACUCUGGUCAUCUUUGCUUCAUGUUGAGGAGGUAGUUCUACAGCUCGAUAUUACUCGUUACGAUAUGGACUCACAAUUCUUGGAGUCACGCGGCGACAAGUACAUGGUCAUCGUUCCUGGACUUUUGGAAAAACGCCCGUCCAUCAUUCUUGGCGAUCUGAUCGAGGUUCGCAAGAUGAACCACCCUUCCGGCCCAUGGUUUCAAGGAAGAGUGGAGGAGGUGGAGCGUGAGCGCGUGCAUCUCAAAUUUCACGAGAAUUUUGGGCGGCAGCAUAUCGAGGGGAUGCAAUACGAAGUCCAUUUCAAGCUCAACAGAUCUUCCCUUCGCCGCAUGCAUCAAGCCAUGAGUAUUCAAGUGCAUGAUACCCGUUUGAUAUAUCCUGCGAUCAAUCACGUUUAUGGGCAUGUUCCCGAACUCCCAUCACCCGGGUGGUUCAAUCGCGACAUCCAGAACAAUCUAGCUCAACAGAGGGCAGUUCUGAUGGUUAUGUAUGCACCAAGAGAUAGCAUACCCUUAUUGAUCCAUGGGCCGCCAGGGACGGGAAAGACAAUUGCUGUGGUGGAAAGCGUCCUCCAGUGUCUUCAGUUGCGCCCGGAUUCCAGGAUACUUGUUUGCGCUCCAAGCAACCCUGCUGCCGAUUUAAUUGUUACCCGGCUAAAAAAACAUCUCAAGAAAUCGGUUAUGUUCCGUUUGAAUGCGCUUGCACGCCCCAUCCUUGAGGUUCGAACCGAUAUCCAAGAAUAUUCGAAGAUGAAUGCAGGAAGAUUCGAGGUACCCCCAUUAGAGGAACUCAAAAAGUUUCGCGUGAUUGUCUCGACUUGUAUCUCUGCUUCACGAUUAUACGCUGUUGGAAUGACAAAGGAUCACUUCGAGUGGAUAUUCGUUGACGAAGCUGCCCAAGGCUUUGAACCUGAAGUGAUGGUGCCAUUGCGAACACUCGCUGGAUCACAUACGCGGGUUAUCCUUUCGGGUGACCCCCUGCAGCUCGGACCCAUCGUGAGGUCUUUCCUCGGUCGCAGGUUUGGCUUGGAACGGAGUUUGUUUGAACGGUUGAUUGCGAUGCCUCCGUACGAUGUUGAGGAAUAUACCGGCCGCACCAUCGUUACCCUUUCACAAAACUAUCGCAGUCAUCCUGCCAUCCUUAAAUUUCCAAGCGAUCAAUUUUAUGGAAAGAAGCUCGAAGCAUGCGGGGAUCCGUUAGUGACUCAAUGCCUGUCCCAAUGGUCAGAGUUACCCAAAAGUGGCUUCCCGAUUAUCUUCCAUGCUGUAAAAGGUGAAGACAAGCGUGAAGGAAGAUCCCCUUCGUGGUUCAAUCCGACUGAGGUGUCCGUCGUUGUCGGGUGGGUGAAGAAAUUGAGGCUGGAGAAGCAGAUGAGAAGCGAUGAUUAUAUUGGAGUUAUCUCCCCAUACAAGGCGCAAUGCCAGAAAAUUCGAACCAUAAUUAAUUCACCCUUGCUCAAAGGCAACCGCACCGGCAAGUUGAGGGUUGAUAGUGUAGAGGGCUUCCAGGGACAGGAACGGCGGGCGAUCAUUAUCUCUUGUGUUCGAAGCAACACAAAUUAUGUUAAGGAGGACAUGCGAGCAUCGCUUGGAUUCGUAGCUAAUCAAGCACGGUUCAACGUGGCCGUCACUCGGGCGCAGGCGCUCCUGAUCGUAGUCGGCGACCCUGUCGUACUGUCCUUAGACCCAUUAUGGCGCUCGUUCAUGGAUUACGUGCACGAGAACGGGGGCUGGACCGGCAUGAAGAAAGACUGGGGAGGACACGCACCUCGCACUACGGGCCUUCCCGACUUCCUCCAAGCAAGAAAGCAGGAUGACUCCCUUCCGACAGCCGAAUUACACGAGGACCAACUUAACGGGACCGAUGCAGAACAAUUUGCCGCCGCGGAAGCGUUGCGGGCGGAAGAGUAUCAUCCCAACGUUUGGACGGAACGUGAAUGAAGCAACCCGAGGGUUCUUGAAGUACAUGUAGUUGCAAUUGCUUACAGGCGACACCUCCAGCUACACUCUUGUGUUUAUGAAAAUUGGGAGAAUUAUAUCAUUAAUCUAUGGGUGAAAAGGGAUUCCGUCCCCUCGUAGGAGCGGUUAUUAU
Messenger RNA from Cantharellus anzutake, 3113 nucleotides. RefSeq names its product P-loop containing nucleoside triphosphate hydrolase protein. The transcript has 10 exons. Gene Ontology annotation, molecular function: 5'-3' RNA helicase activity; RNA binding. Lineage: Eukaryota; Fungi; Basidiomycota; Agaricomycetes; Cantharellales; Hydnaceae. Bases 161 to 2962 code for a protein of 933 amino acids. The record is from RefSeq and is a predicted model, not a curated record.